Metarhizium acridum CQMa 102 is the source of this 1452-nucleotide messenger RNA. RefSeq lists its product as uncharacterized. Lineage: Eukaryota; Fungi; Ascomycota; Sordariomycetes; Hypocreales; Clavicipitaceae. Gene Ontology annotation, molecular function: L-amino acid transmembrane transporter activity. Gene Ontology annotation, biological process: amino acid transmembrane transport. The record is from RefSeq and is a predicted model, not a curated record.
AUGGCUGAACAAAUCACCAGCACCCCUGCGCCCGCCGCCGUCAAGGCCAGCACCGACUCCGGGAGGAAGCCGUCUGCCGUGACGCCACCGGCGUCGUCCCCAAGCCAGGCGCUGGGCCUGGGCGACGCCGACAUCUUUGGCGAGACGAGCGAGGAAAUGGACCAGGACCGGCUGAAGCAAAUCGCGGCCGCGGGCAACGCCCAUUUCCACCGGCUGGGGUGGAAGCGGCUCGCCGUCGUCACCAUUGUCGAGGCCGUGGCCCUGGGCGCCCUCAGCCUGCCGGCCGCGUACCACACGCUGGGCAUGUUUGCCGGCGUCUUCCUGACCAUCACGCUCGGCUUCCUCGCCAUCUUCACGAGCUGGCUCGUCGGCCAGGUCAAGCUCAGGUACCCCGAGACGGCCAGCUACGCCGACGCCGGCAGGCUGCUGCUGGGCCGGCUCGGCUACGAGGUCUUUGGCGCGGCCCUGGUGCUCGAGCUGGUCAUGGUGGUUGGGUCGCACGCCCUCACGGGCAGCAUCGCCCUCGGCGAUCUCGACGACGGCCGCACCUGCUCCAUUGCCUUCUCGGCCGUGUCGGCCGUCAUCCUGCUCAUCCUGGCCAUCCCGCCCUCCUUCACCGAGGUGGCCAUCCUGGGCUACAUUGACUUUGGGUCCAUUGUCGCCGCCGUCGGCAUCACCAUCAUCGCCACGGGCAUCCAGGCCCGCGACGGCCCCGGCGGCCUCGGCGGCGUCGCCUGGUCGGCCUGGCCCAAGGAGGGCGUGACCUUUUCGCAGGCCUUUGUGGCCGUGAGCAACGUCAUCUUUGCCUUUAGCUUCGCCAUCGGCCAGUUCUCCUUCAUGGACGAGAUGCACACGCCCACCGACUACAUGAAGUCCGUCUGGGCCUCGGGCCUGAUCCAGAUUGCCAUCUACACCCUCACCGGCGCCCUGUGCUACGCCUUCAUCGGCCCCUCUGUCCAGUCGCCCGCCCUCCUGUCGGCCGGGCCGCUCAUCUCCAAGAUUGCCUUUGGCGUCGCCCUGCCCGUCAUCUUCAUCUCGGGCUCCAUCAACUCCACCGUCGCCCUUCGCUACAUCCACGGCCGCAUGUUCAAGAACUCGGUCCUGCGCUACAUCAAGACCCCGGGCGGGUGGGCGUCGUGGAUCGGCCUCGUCGUCGUCUUCACCCUCGCCGCCUGGGUCAUUGCCGAGGCCAUUCCCAUCUUUUCCGACCUGCUCUCCCUGGCGUCGGCGCUUUUUGUCUCGGGCUUCUCCUUCUGGAUCCCCGCCAUCAUGUGGUUCAAGCUGCUCUGCAGGGGAAAGUGGUACUCCGGGCGGAACCUGCUCAUCAGCCUCGGCAGCAUCGUGGCAUUCAUCGUUGGCGCCGUGACGCUUGUCGCCGGCACCUAUUCCACCAUUGUUGAUAUUGUAAGUCUGGGAAACCCGCUCGUCUUUUAUUGCGCCCUUGUUCGGUGA